Equus quagga is the source of this 5163-nucleotide messenger RNA. It is a transcript of the gene SLC2A11, whose product is annotated as solute carrier family 2 member 11. Gene Ontology annotation, molecular function: hexose transmembrane transporter activity. The record is from RefSeq and is a predicted model, not a curated record. The coding region runs from base 2948 to 4315 and encodes 455 amino acids. The transcript is spliced from 11 exons. Lineage: Eukaryota; Metazoa; Chordata; Mammalia; Perissodactyla; Equidae. Gene Ontology annotation, cellular component: membrane. Gene Ontology annotation, biological process: monosaccharide transmembrane transport.
UCUGCAACUUUAUUCACACAGCUUUGCUUCCCUUACACCGAUACCGUUCCUCAAGUUCAUUGCUUUUCACUGAUGAGGGGCAUUCUAGCGUUUACUAGUUUGUUUCUCCAUUUUCCUCAUGAUUGAUAUUUGAGUUGUUGACAGUUUUCCGGUAUUACAGGCAAUGCUGCAUUUAUGAAGAGAGGUUCUUGGGCAUGAGAUGAAGAGUUUCUCUAAGGCAAAGCCCAGGAGUGGAACUUCAGGAAUUGCUGGGUCACCAGGCAUUUGCAACUUCAAUUUCCUAGAUACCCCAAAUUGCUCUCCCCAUGGCUGCACAAAUUUACAUUUUCAUCAACAGUAGGUGAGCAUCCCAACUGAUUCUUCCCACCUUGGUACUGCCAGAAUCAAAGUGCCAACCCGCUGAGUGGGAAACAGCCCCCCCUUGUGGAUUUCAUUUGCAUUUCCCCAUCACUAAUACACCGGAGCACCUUUUCCUUCGUUUUUUUGGCCACUUCAGUUCUCUUCUGUAAGUUCCCCAUUCAUAGCCUUUGCUCCUUUCCUUUUCUUUAUGAAUAUGUAGGAAUUCUUUAUAUAUUCUAAAUACUCACACUUUGUUGGUCAUAUGCUUGUGGACACCUGCUCCUGGUCGGUAGCUUUUGGUUUCAUCUUCUUAUGGUGUCUUUUAACACAGAUUUUUAAUUUUAAUGACUUUAAAUCUUCACAAGAAACCUGUACGGUUUAUCCUGAGGUUAUAAAAACAUUCAUUAUUUUCUUCUAAAAUGUUUAAAGUGUGCUUUUCAAAUUAGUUUGUAUGCACCUGGAAUGAUUUUUAUGUACCAGGUGAGGUAGAAAUCCAAUUUCAUUUUUCCCCAGAGAGAGAAUCCACUGCCCCAGCACCAUUUAUUAGUCCAUUAUUUCUCCAAAGAUUUUUUAAAGAGACGAAAAAAACAAUAGUUGUUUUGAAAAAAAUAAAUCUAUCUAAACAAAAUAUUAGCAACAGAAACCAACAGUGUGUUGAUAGCAACAAUUACAACAUUAUGACAAGUCGUGUUUACCCCAAGAAUUCAAGGAACCUUCGAAAUCACUAGAAACUAUGGAUGUAACUGAGCUGUUAAACGGAGUAAAGUACAAGCCCAUCCGAUCGUCUCAGUAAACGCAGAAAAGCAUGCAAUUAGCAACUGCUAACAUUUUACUUAUUGUAUUUUUCCUUAAGAAUGCACGGGGUCUCUACAGAUUUUUAAACGUUCAGAGCAGCAAACAUCAGACAAAAACCAAGCUCGAGCAACAGCGAUACUGCAGCAUCCAUCCUGGGGCAUGUCCUGUCAGUCUCCGCUCAGAUGACUUCCUAAGGUCACUCUCAGGUCUAUUUCCAUGACCAUAAACAGCAUCUUUGGCAAGUCUGGUUCCGGUUUGGCCCUUAUCCAACUCCUGUUCCACGAGAAGCCCUGAGAAAUAAAAGAUUAAUCCAGCCAAGUGGACCCUACGGUUUCUCACCUCCGAACGCGCCCCGACUAUAGGCGGGGCGAGCCUCUCACGCAAUGGAUCCCCUGGCAGCAAGCCGAGACGGGUUAUCUUCUCGGCAUUCCAAGUCACUAGCUCGGCCAAGUCGGACAGAUGCGAGCGCUCCAGAGACUGGUAGGUCUGCCUUUCGGUCUCUCCCAAUUCUGCCCCACCUCCGGGGAAUGGGUGGGGACACCUUGACUGAAGGAGGGUGGGGAUGUCCGUGCAGAAUCUGAGGGCUACGCCUUCAACCAGUGCCCAGGGACAGGAGCUUCCCAGGGACUGGGCCGCCCGGGCCCCGGUGGCGGCAGGGGCGCCAGAUGGAGGAAAGGGGAGGCCGGGCAGAGGGGCCAGAAAGGGCGACGGCGGCGGUCGGAGCGGGAGACAGGCAGGAACCCGCAGAUUCACUCCGGAGGCGGCAGCGAGGGAGGGGACGGGGGGCGCAGGGCCGGAACUUCCGGGGAGUCUGGAACAAGGUGAUGAGACCCGCCGGCUGGGACCUGCAGAUGCGGAGGCAGGGCGUGGGCCGGGGUGACCUCGGCCCAAGCUCCCUUCUGGUCUGCAGAGAUGGGGUCCAGGCUCGGCGGAGUAAGGAGUAAGCGGCUUUUCGGCCACAGAACUGCAGAAAGGGAGGGAUGGACGAUGAACAGCAGCUGUUCUUACGGCCUCGGACUCAGGCGACCCGCUCACGGCCCCGACACCUCUUAACGCCCCCUGCGCCUGCGCCUGCGCCUCGGCCGCCCUCCGCGUGGGAGUCUCGCCGCUCCGUGCGCCACUGCGCCUGCGUCUCGGCUGUGUGUUCUGCGCAAGCCGUCAGCUCAUCGACUUCCCUCAACACCUACUGCGCUUGCGCAUGCGCUUCUGCCUCAACCUGAGUUUGCGCCCCUCUAACGUUCUCUGCGCAUGCGUUUCUCCCUCUCGGCUCAUUUGCUUCUGGCGAAUGUCCUAGUGAAAUGAGUGCACCACCCUCCCCCCAGCGCGCAUGUGCCGGCACCUGCCCGGCGAUGGUGGCCGCGGUUCCCCUGGGGCAGGGCAGAAGCUCACAGGCCGCACUUCUCCCGAAUACCGGAGAAAUGUGUACGUGGUCGAUGCCCUCCUGCGAUCUGGAAAGGUCUGAAGUCCAAAACCUGCCCGGCCUAGGCGUUUCAGAUAAGGGAUUGAGGACCAGCGUGAACUGCACGGGCGCGGCCACUCUGGAAGGCUUCACGACGGCGUCAAAUGUACAGAAACCCCUCGUGCUUGUUUGUGGAGUUUGGUGCUGGGCUCAGACGAGCAUGCGUAGAUUCAGGGCAAGGUCCUGCUCCUGACCAUCUGUGCGGCUGGCAUUGGUGGGACUUUUCAGUUUGGCUACAACCUCUCCAUCAUCAAUGCCCCAACCUUGCACAUUCAGGACUUCACUAAUGAGACGUGGUGGGCCCGGACUGGCCGGCCGCUGCCCGACCACCUGGUUCUGCUUGUGUGGUCCCUCAUGGUGUCCCUGUACCCCCUGGGGGGCCUCUUUGGAGCGCUGCUUGCAGGGCCCCUGGCCAUCAAGCUGGGAAGGAAGAAGUCCCUGCUGGUGAAUAACGUCUUUGUGGUGGCCGCGGCGAUCCUGUUUGGCUUCAGCCGCAGAGCAGGCUCCUUCGAGAUGAUCAUGCUGGGACGGCUGCUCGUAGGAGUCAGUGCAGGUGUGAGCAUGAACGUCCAGCCCAUGUACCUAGGGGAGAGCGCCCCCAAGGAGCUCCGGGGAGCCGUGGCCAUGACCUCAGCCAUCUUCGCCGCCCUGGGGGUCGUGAUGGGCCAGGUGGUCGGACUCAGGGAGCUCCUGGGCGGCCCGCAGGCCUGGCCCCUGCUGCUGGCCAGCUGCCUGGUGCCUGGGCUGCUCCAGCUGGCCUCCUUGCCCCUGCUUCCCGAGAGCCCGCGCUACCUCCUCAUUGACUGUGGAGACACCGAGGCCUGCCUGGCAGCGCUGCAGCGACUGCGGGGCCCCGCGGACGUGGCGGGCGAGCUGGCGGAGCUGGAGCAGGAGCGCGCCGCCUGCCGGGACAGGCGCGCGCGGCGCCCGUGGGAGCUGUUCCGGGAGCGCGCCCUGCGGAGGCAGGUGGCGAGCCUGGUGGUGCUGGGCAGCGCCAUGGAGCUCUGCGGGAACGACACGGUGAGGCCCGACCCCCGCCCCGGGGGGGGCCCGGGCGGUGGGAGGGAGCCCGCGCCCCAGCCGCCCUCGGCCCGCCCUUUGCAGGUGUACGCCUACGCCUCCGGCGUGUUCCGGGAGGCGGGGAUCCCCGAGGAGAAGGUCCAGUACGCCAUCAUCGGGACCGGGAGCUGCGAGCUGCUCACCGCCUUUGUCAGCUGUGUGGUCAUUGAGAGGCUGGGCCGGCGUGUGCUGCUGAUGGGGGGGUACUGCCUGAUGACCUGCUGGGGGAGCGUGUUCACAGUGGCCCUGUACCUGCAGAGCUCCAUCCCCUGGAUGCCCUACCUGGCCAUGUCCUGCAUCUUUGCCUUCAUCCUCAGCUUUGGCAUCGGCCCAGCCGGAGUAACAGGGAUCCUGGCCACGGAGCUGUUUGACCAGACGGCCCGGCCUGCUGCCUACAUGGUCUCCGGGGCGCUCAUGUGGACCAUGCUCUUCCUGGUGGGGCUGGGGUUCCCCUUCAUCAUGGAGGGCUUGUCCCACUUCAUCUAUGUGCCUUUCCUCGGUGUGUGUGUCUGUGGGGCCAUCUACACUGGCUUCUUCCUCCCUGAGACCAAAGGCAAGACCUUCCUGGAGAUCUCCGAGGAAUUACACCGACUCAACUUCCCCAGGAAGAGCCCAGGCCCCACGUGGAGGGACCCGGAGGUCAUCCUGUCCACAGAGCUGUAGUCUACGGAUGUGGCUGGGGCCCAGAUCCACCUGCUUCUCUUCCCUUUGCUCCUCUCGAGGGUCUGGCCCUCUCCAGUCACAGCUCCUGCAUUCGUGUGUUUAACGGGUGCUUAUUGAGCACCCGUAUGCAGGCAUGGUGCCAGGUGCUUAGCAGUCAGCAUUGAGCCAGAGAGAUGGGAUCCAGGACAUCUUGGUGCGCCCCAUCUAGAGGCUGUUAACCCGGAGAAAACCAAUAAGAACGGAACUACGAAUCUGGGAAUCCAGUGGAAGGAAAAGCCAGGUGAUGAAGGACGUGCAUAGGAGGGGGGUCUGACCUAGUGGGAGAGGGAGAUGGUCAGAAAAAUGUUCUCCAAGGAACCGAUUUUUAAAAAUCAACAUUAUUGAGGUAUAAUUUGACAUACAAUAAAAUGCCUUAAUAGUAAGGAUACAAGUGAUGAGUUUUGACAGAUGUGGAUACCCAUGAGACCACCACCACAGUCCAGGCAGAGCUUUCACAUCACCCCAAAAGCUCCCUCCUGCCCUUUUGCAAUCAAUAACCCACCCCACCCCCAGCCCCAAGCAACCACUGACCUGCUGUCUGUCAGUGUGUGUCCGAUGGGCCUUUUGGGGACUGUGAUAUGACUCCUUACUGAAUGUUUGCAUUAGUGUCUGGCUCUGCUCCAGAUGAGUAUUUUGAGAUUCCUGCACGUCGCCGCGUGUAUCAGCACGUAUUCCCUUGUGUUGUUGAGUCGCAUUCCACUGUGUGGAUAGGCCAUCAUUUGUUCCUCCAUUUCCCUGUUGGUGGACGUUUGAGCUGUUUCUAAUUCUUGGCCAUCAUGAAUAAAACUGCUGUGAACAUUCCUGCACAA